AAAAAGGAGUAAAUUUAGCUUAAUCACUGUUGAUCUUGCCGGUGAAACUAUCGAAACCCAAAUUGCGAGACAUCAUCAUAGCACCUAGGAAGACAUCUCAUAGUUCUCCAUGCCCGAUCACCUACAGCACAAGAAUCGACAUGUCACCAUUUCCUGGUUCCUCACGGUCCGUGGCCAGAAGGCCCAUAAUUACCCUGGAGGAACAUUUCCUAUCCGACGCCGCCGCGGCGCUGCCCAACUCGCGUAAUGAGAGCUUCAAAGGCAUCCCGGGGCUGUUCGAUCAGUUUACCGAACUCGGCUCCAAGCGGCUCGCUGACAUGGACCGAGGCCAGGUCACUAUGCAAGUGAUCUCCCACGGGCCGGGCGAUCUAUCGCCUGUUCAAUGUCGGGAAUGCAACGAUCAGCUCGCCGAGGCUGUGCGUACUCAUCCGGGCAGGUUUGCAGGCUUCGCUGAGUUGCCGAUGGACGAACCCCAAGAGGCUGCAAAUGAGCUCAGGCGCACAUGCUCUGGUGACAUGAGCGGAGUAAAAUUUGUCGGUGCAUUGGUGGACAGCCACACAGAACUUGGGCUAUAUUACGACGGUCCUGAGUUUGACGUGCUUUGGGCCGAGGCAGUGAAAUUGGACGUGCCCAUCUAUAUCCACCCGACAUGGCCAUCCGACAAGCUCUUUGAGGCUUACAAGUCCCAACACAUCUCCGACGAGGUGACCACGUCUAUCCUUGCGUUUGGAUUUGGCUGGCACAGCGACGUCGCCGUGCACGUUCUACGUCUGUAUGCCUCGGGCGUGUUUGAUCGGUUUCCCAAGCUCAAGAUCAUCAUCGGGCACAUGGGCGAGAUGAUUCCAUAUAUGCUCCAGAGGAUCCAGCGGGUUGCUUCACGGUGGGGCAAGCAGAGAUCCUUCCGAGAAGUCUGGGACAACAAUGUCUGGCUGACGACGAGCGGCAAUUGGGCGUUAGACCCGCUCGCCUGCAUUCUGCGAAACACGAAACACGACAGAAUCUUGUAUAGCGUUGACUAUCCAUUUGCAAAGAGCGCUGAUGGGCUCAAAUGGCUAGGGGAGUUGGAAGAGAGUGGCAUGGUGAGUGCCGAGGAGCUGGAAGGCAUCCGCUGGCAGAACGCUGCCACGUUAUUGAGAUUAGAUAUCGCAGACUCAUCAUAAAAGGCGAGCUGGAGAAACAACUCAGUUUUAGUCUCUUUACAUCUUAUAACAUUUGCCGUCCGUAUGGGGUUGGUCGUUUAUGGGGCAUAUUCUCGGACACAAUCAGCAUAUUAGCAAUCGCAAUGUAGUCGUUUGCUGUUGACAUUGA
Truncatella angustata is the source of this 1308-nucleotide messenger RNA. RefSeq lists its product as uncharacterized. Lineage: Eukaryota; Fungi; Ascomycota; Sordariomycetes; Amphisphaeriales; Sporocadaceae. Gene Ontology annotation, cellular component: cytosol; cytoplasm. The coding region runs from base 141 to 1160 and encodes 339 amino acids. Gene Ontology annotation, biological process: secondary metabolic process. The record is from RefSeq and is a predicted model, not a curated record. Gene Ontology annotation, molecular function: hydrolase activity; carboxy-lyase activity. The transcript has a single exon.